CGCUAAUAAUUAUGACAGAUGACAUAUUUUUAGGAUUGACCUCAGUGCAACAAUUUGAUGCAAAGUUAAAAUAGUUUCAUCAGAAACGACAUUCAAUGAGUCAAAUUAGUACAGCUCAUAAUUCUACAUUAAAAAGUGUAAAAUCUACAAUAGGGGAUGGAAUACCUAUGGUUUCAUUCUUGGAUACAUUUGUUGAAAGAAUUCAUUAUUUAGUAACUCAUUGCAAUGAUCAAAUAGAUAGAAAUGAAUGUGUUCGUAUUGCUUUAGAAUUAGGCAUAUCCUUUUAUAAAGUAUAAAGUUUAGGUUCUUAGUAAGAGAGAGAAGAAUUCAUAAUUAAAUAACUCUAAAAUUAAGUAUUUGAGUAAUUGAAAUAAUGGAAAUUGAAAUUAGAGUAAAGAGAACUUCAACGCAAUAAAAUAAAAGUUAUUCAUGAAAAUGAAAAUAAUCUCAAUAUUUUUAAUUGGGUUGAUAUUCACACUAAAUUCAGAAGUCUAAAAAAGAAGUUAAAAUUUGCAUUAAUUGAAAUAUUGAAUUCUAAGGAGAAUAGUAAAAAAAUAUAUUCAUCAGACAAUAUUAUUAACAUAAAUUAUUAAAAACCUGAUAUGCAAUCAAUAAUUGAUGAACUAAAUAAUUUGUUGCAUAAAAUUAAAAAGCAAUAAAAAAUAACAACUAAUAUAUAAUGGUCUAAUGAAAAAGAAAGUGAAUUCAAAUAAAAAAGGAAUUCUGCCAAACAUAGAUUAGGUAUGUUAGUAAAUAGUAAUUCAUUUAAUACUAUUGGAAUGGGUGAAUACAUUAUAACACAUGAUAAAGAAAGACAGGAUCAAUAAAGAAGAGAAGAACUAUUAAUUAAAUAUGAUACUUAAUAAGCUAUGACAGAAGAUGAAUUAUUAUAUUUAGUUAAUACAAGUAUUUUAUUAAAUAAAUGUUCAAAUAAAAAGUAAUUAUUUUAUUAUUUUAAGAUUGCUUUAAACAGUAAUCAAUUAAUUGGAUUCUGAAAUUAUAAGUGAUAUCGAAUUGACAAUAGCUGAAAAUAUAUUAAAUUAAUACUAUAAAGUAUCCAAAGAAAUGAAUCAAAGUAGACAUCUUUAUUUGAAAGUCAAUUAAAAGGCAAAGGAAAAAGAUAGAUCAUAAAUUAACAUUUAAUAAAUAAAUAAAGGAGAUAUAAAGAAAUUAAAGGUAAAUUGAUAUCAAAUUUAAAUAGAUUAAAUUUCUUAAAAUGCUUAGAGAAAUGAAAGAAGAUAGAAAAGAUACUUUUAAGCAAAAUACUGAAAAAUAUAAGAUUUUUAAAUAAGAAUUUAAAAAAGGUAAUCCAAUAGCCAAUCCUUUGGUUUGGAAAUUUAAAGACAUAAUGAUGUCAAUAUUAGAGAGAAAGGUAUGAUUAAUUUAGAUUUAGAAAAGGGAAAGGAGAGAAAAGAAAUUAGCAACAACAAAUGAUUCAAAUAAACCUAUUUUCCCAUCCAAGACCGAAAGUUUGACACUUAAAGUAGUUAUGAGAAAAACACAUCCUAGUUCAAAGGUAAUUGUUAAAUCUUAGCCUGAUUUAAAUGGAAAUCCAAAAACUCCUAUUAAAGUUUAAGAUUACUUAUUAAAAUUGAAAAAAAAGGAUUACGAAAUGAAUAAAUCUAAUUUUUUUUAAUUUUAUUCUGGAGGACCUAUUAGAUAAAGACCUUAUGCACAUCAAUCAUUAACUAUAGAGGAAAGUGAUACUACAUUACCAUAUACAAAUAAAUGGAUCACACCUGAAAUUGAAUUGGCUGCUGCUAAUAAAAUUAAGAAGGCCUUGAAGGCUUAUAUAUCAAAGAAAAGAUUUGAAAAAGCUAUUGCAUAAAAGAAAUUCUUAACUCCUUAACCAGCAAAAUUCUAUAGACUUGUUUAGAAAUUAAAUGAAAAGAGAAAAUAAAUUGAUGUUGAAGGAUGCUAUAAAAGUUUAAAGAUUGCAUUAUAACAACAAUAAUAUAGAAAAAAUAUAAUAAAAAAACCACAACUUGAUUAUUCAAAAGUUCCAAUUCCUAAAGCUAUGAUUUAAUUAAAAUUGAAAUAGAGAAAAUUAUUUUUAGCUUUAAAAGUAAAUAAUACUUUAUGGAUGGAGCAUUCAGGAUUCGUUUUUGAUGUAAGUGAUGUAAAUUGCUAUGAUAUUGAUAUGUAUUGUCCAUUAUAUUAUGCUGCCAAAUAAUAGAGUGUUCCCUUCUGUAAUUUUCUUCUGAAUAAUGGUGCUGAUGUUAAUAUGCCAUGUAAAGAUGGAGAAACUCCUACUUUUGCUGCUUUCACUUCAGGUAAUAUUAUUAUCAUCAACUUAUUUGUAUCAAAUGGAGCAGAUAUUGAUAAACUAAACAAUGAAGGAAAAACACCUUUAUGUUAUUGUUCCAUAGAAUUACUCAAAGAACUCAAUCUAUAAUAUCGUCCUUGUGUGAUCAAAUGA
Paramecium sonneborni is the source of this 2419-nucleotide messenger RNA. The record is from the annotation of a GenBank genome assembly. NCBI's taxonomy places the organism in Eukaryota, Ciliophora, Oligohymenophorea, Peniculida, Parameciidae.